Molecule: messenger RNA, 1055 nt
Organism: Paraphaeosphaeria sporulosa
Lineage: Eukaryota; Fungi; Ascomycota; Dothideomycetes; Pleosporales; Didymosphaeriaceae
Exons: 4
Coding region: 166-1047 (293 amino acids)
Biological process (GO): dephosphorylation
Molecular function (GO): phosphoprotein phosphatase activity
Source: RefSeq, a predicted model, not a curated record
AGCAUAACUGUUCACAAAAAUUCUCCGCGCUCCAUGCGGCUAGCGUGACCGACGUCAGAGGGCGAUAGGAGCAGGAAAUGCACGCGACAACAACAUCUAAGUUCGUUCGCAGCCAGUACAUAGAUCUCCGACACGAUUCGUAUUUCGCCGAGAGUAUAGCCGGGCAUGUCGAACACGCAACCACCGCUGAAGAGCAUACCCAACUUUCGCGAUGCCGGAGCUUUCGUGAAUGAGCAGACGGAGCAGAGACGCGUCAAGACCAGGCUACUGUAUCGGGGCGCGAGACCAGACGAUGCAACGAACGAAGACCGACGAAGGCUGGUAGAGGAAUACAAGUUAAAAAGCAUCAUCGACCUGCGAACGAAGACCGAACACAUCGAGCAAGCACAAAAACGCGAUGCCAAGAUCAAGGCCUCAGCUGCAGUGCCGCAGUCCAACGACGCGAUCGCAGAGCCUCUGAAGAUACCUGGGGUGGCAUAUUACGAGAUCAACUUCAAUGGCUCCUCAUUCUCGCGGAUGCUCAUCUCCAAGCUGUCGUGGACGGAGUUCUUCAAGUUGGUUUGGUUGAUGGCGACGGGUUACCGGAAAGAUGCGAUCAAGAUUCUCGCACCGCACAUGGAAGAGAUGGGCCUUGUGGGCCUGGCCAUUGCGUCCGUGGAUGUGUGCACGUCCGAAGUGAAGCAGGUGUUCGACGUGCUCGCUAAGGAGGAGAAUUGGCCUGUUCUGGUACAUUGCACGCAAGGGAAGGAUAGGACGGGGCUUAUUGUUAUGCUGCUGCUGUUCCUGCUCGAGGUGGACGAGGCAGCGAUUGAAAAGGACUACCUGUUGUCCGGCCCAGAGCUGGAAGCAGAGAGAGCAGAGCGCGUGAAAGAGAUCCAGAGCAUCGGCUUGUCGGAGCAGUUUGCGCUAUGCCCACCCGACGUGGUUUCGACAGUGCAUGCACAUGUUCAGGAGAAGUACGGUGGGGUAGAGGCGUAUCUUCUGUCCACUGGCAUCACCACGGAGCAGGUAGCCCGCAUCAAGCGCACGCUACGGAGCGACGUGUGAAGGAAAUA